GGUGGAUGGAUGAUGGCCUAGUGAACGAUAUUACUCCGAAACUGAUAGGCGACAGACCUAAUACUUACAUAUAUACAAAAGCCUUAGCUGAAUAUGUAGUACAACAAGAAGGUGCAAAAUUAAACACAGCCAUUGUAAGGCCAUCUAUUGUUGGUGCUAGCUGGAAGGAGCCUUUUCCUGGGUGGAUUGAUAACUUCAAUGGACCUAGUGGUGUCUUCAUUGCUGCAGGAAAAGGAAUUCUUCGAACAAUGAGAGCUUCCAACAAUGCAGUAGCAGAUCUUGUGCCAGUAGAUGUUGUUGUGAACGCGACACUGGCUGCAGCCUGGUAUUCUGGAGUUAAUAGGUGACAACAGACAGUAC
This is a messenger RNA of Calidris pugnax (ruff), 360 nucleotides long. RefSeq names its product fatty acyl-CoA reductase 1-like. Lineage: Eukaryota; Metazoa; Chordata; Aves; Charadriiformes; Scolopacidae. The coding region runs from base 6 to 347 and encodes 113 amino acids. Gene Ontology annotation, cellular component: peroxisome. The transcript is spliced from 3 exons. Gene Ontology annotation, biological process: long-chain fatty-acyl-CoA metabolic process. The record is from RefSeq and is a predicted model, not a curated record. Gene Ontology annotation, molecular function: alcohol-forming very long-chain fatty acyl-CoA reductase (NADP+) activity.